AAUUUCAGGUGUAACGUGGGAGCGUUAGUUUUACGCGGGAAGUGCAGCAAAAAGAAAUAUUAUCGAAAAAAUUCUCAGGUAAAGAUUACAAUCAAUAGUUUUUAGAUUGUGUUUGCAUUAUUCAGUACGUUUAAGAUUUGCAGUGAACAUUAUUUAAAAGAAUAAUGUAUUUAAUCAAAUCAUAUAUGUAUUUAAUAAAAUCAUGUACUUAACUAAAGUUCUUAUUGGUUAGAAGCGAAUACAUACAUAUAUAUAUAUAUUUUUUUUUUUCACUAUUGUACAUAUAUACAGUAUUUCAGUAUUCGAAAGUGUUAUUGAAAUUUCAAAUUAAAUUAGUACAUAAAUGGAUAUUUAUGUAUGUAUAAAUUUAUAUAGUUGAAAUAUUCUUAUUGGACGUUUUCAUUUUCCAUAAAUCAGUCGAAUUUUAUUACGGUAUCGUUUUUGAUCUGCCUUAAGAUAUAAUAGCAAGAAUGUUUGUACAUUUAAAUGAAGAUAUCUUCGUCGAAAACAAGUAGAAAAUUAACACAUCGUUUCCCACUCUCUAUUGGUUGUUGGUAGAGCAGACAUACACUCAGUUAUACCCGAAACAGGUUUUUUUCGAAGCCUGCCUAGGAACAGAAUGGACUGGUCGACAAGUAAAAAUGCAGGAUCCUGCCUUGCGCGCCAUCAUGCAUUCACGAGAACCGUGUACGGCAUAAUAAUGCAACGUAAUUCCAAUACAUUGUGUGUGGUUUCUAUCUACCCCGAUCGACACGAAGAAAUUAUCUGUCAGGAAUAUUUCUUGCAAAGAGUACAUAUAACAGUUCGCAAUGCAAUUUAUCCCCUCAGUUGUGCAUAUAAUUUUUUAUUAUUUAUCCACGUGAGGAAUGCGAUGUUACGAUUGCUUGAAAAGGCUUCUUGUGUUCAACUAACAUAACAAGGCGGUGGCAUCGAUACUUGUUAGCUUGGAAGAUUUCGGAUAAUCGACGCCUUGUUCACGAUCGCGUAACCGACAUCGUGAUCAAUGAAUUCUAAGAACGAAAGAAGCAAUGAAAUUUAUCAUCACGCGUACUCACUCUAUCGUAUUCCUUGUUCUCAAUUAAUUUGCAACAAUUGGCAACACGCGCGUAACUGCGAUGUAUCUUCGUCAAUUACAACCAAACGACGAUGCGAUUAAAUAACGUUUCUGUUCUAUCUAUCCUUCAGAGACGAAAUGAAUCUUUAUUUUAUUUCGUUUACUAUCUGUUUGCAGGAGUUGCACGUGUUGCCGUAACCAUGCCUCGCUGUCGACCUACGCGGGAAAGGAAUCGACUUUUCAUUCGCUGUGUCUCGCAGCUGUUCACCGAUCGCGAUAACGUGGGCGACAGCAGUCUCUCACUCAACGAAAACUUUAUAUUUUCGAAAGAGAUAUAUUCCAUCGAGUGGAUCUUGAAGUUACUACGGCGUCAGACGAGCUUCGCGAUGAAAGCAACACUCAUGGGAAUGAAGAACUCGUCGAAGGAACUAUCUUCUGAACUAGAUGUCGUCGGCGAAUCUUGUUACAGUGAAUGCCGCGGGAUAUGCAAUCGAGAGAUAUCCCGCGGUGCUUCUCUCGAUCCACUUAAAAUUUUUUGGGCCCCGUUACUCCGGUUUUCUUGCGCUACUUGCAUCAGGAGGAUGCUGGUGUCACACAUAGGAAACACUUACUCCUUCUAAGAACAUCAUCUCGUGAAAGUGCAUUAACUUGUGCUAGCUUGCAGUCUAUAAUUUUAAAUUGUUAUUUUACUUUUUUACAAUUUAUGUUAGGUAUCUUCGUUGAC
This is a messenger RNA of Heterotrigona itama, 1778 nucleotides long. Lineage: Eukaryota; Metazoa; Arthropoda; Insecta; Hymenoptera; Apidae. The record is from the annotation of a GenBank genome assembly.